AUGGGCAAGAGAAAGGAAGGCAGCCCCAUCGCGCCCUCUUCACAGCGCAAAAAACAAAGGCAAGAGGCGGAGGGCACGUAUGACUAUGAGGGGGAUAACGUUCAGGCCGGACCCAGUGUCUCUAAUGACUGUGCGCACCACAGAGAGCGAAGGGACGAAGCCAAUAACUCACAUACUGACCGUGACAAUGGGAAUUCUGUGUCCUGUGAUUCUCAGUCAUGCACAGGUGAAAUUGGAAUCAUUGAAUCCAUCUUUCUGAGAAACUUCAUGUGUCAUUCAAUGCUGGGACCUUUUCGCUUUGGACCAAACGUUAACUUUGUUGUAGGAAACAAUGGGAGUGGCAAAAGUGCAGUAUUGACUGCUCUCAUUGUGGGCUUGGGUGGAAAAGCUGCUGUUACCAACAGAGGAUCAACAAUAAAGGGAUUCAUCAAGGAUGGAGAAAAGUUUGCAGAGAUCUCUAUUAAAUUACGGAACAGAGGGCAAGAUGCUUACAAACCUGAUGUAUUUGGGAACUCUAUAACAGUAAGGCAAAGAAUCACUAAAGAGGGCGGUCGCACAUACAAGCUAAAAAGUGCAGCAGGUGCUGUCAUUUCUAACAAGAAGGAGGAGCUUACAAUGAUCCUUGAUCAUUUCAAUAUACAGGUAGAUAACCCAGUGUCUGUUCUAACUCAAGAAAUGAGUAAGCUUUUCCUACAGUCUAAGAAUGAAUCUGACAAGUAUAAGUUCUUCAUGAAAGCAACACAUCUAGAGCAGAUGAAGAAAGAUUACAGCUACAUCAUGGAAACAAAGUCCAAGACUCAUGAUCAAGUUAAAAAUGGUAGUGAGCGACUCCGUGACCUGCGGCAGGAGUGUAUACAGAAAGAGGAGAGCUUUAAUAGCAUUGCCUCGCUGGGAGAAAUGAAAAUUAAUCUGGACAAUCUAAAGAAUACAAUGGCGUGGGCUCUGGUAAUUGAGGCAGAGAAACAGAUUAGACCAAUUAGAGAUCAAAUUGUAGCUGAGGAAGGACAAACAGUGAAGUAUGAACAGAAGAUUGAUGAAUGCCAGGGCAAAGUUAAUAUUGCUGAAGAGAAGUUCCGGGCUAAACAAGGGGAGCUUGAUAAGAUCACUCAGGAAGCUGCAGAACUGAAGCCCAAAGUCAUAGCUCUAAAAGAUGAUGUCCCAAAAAAAAGGAAAUCCUAUAACGACGCUGAGGCGUCGUAUAACCGGCAAAUAAUGGAAUUAAAACGUUUACAAAAGGAUGCAGAACAACUGAGCAAACGUAUUGAGGAACUGAAAAAAAGGGAUGGUAAUGCAUCUGAGAGUGAAAAGAUGGCACGGCAGCAAGAGAUAGCCCAAAUAACGGAGAGGAAGGAAAAACUUCAUAAUAACGAAAUUACCAUUGGUCAGGAAAUUAAGCAGCUACAAGAGGCGAUUGAGAAGCAUAAGGAAGAGCGUAUCAGAAUUGAAAAUGAAGAGCGGAAUGUAAAACAAAGGCUGGAGCAGCACAAGAGACAGCUGAGGGAGCUACGUGAGAGUAAGACGGACCGGUUAAAGAGAUUUGGGCAGAAUAUCCCAUCCCUUCUGGCUGCAAUUGAUGAGGCUUAUAAUCUAGGCCACUUUAGAAAAAAGCCUUUUGGACCUUUGGGUGCCUACAUCCAUCUGAAAGAUCAAGAGUUGGCACUUGCAGUUGAGUGUUGUCUUAAAGGGCUCCUGUUUGCCUUCUGUUGUGAUAAUCACCACGACGAAAGAAUGCUUCAAAAUAUAAUGUCACAACAACAUUCACAAGGCAGAAGACCACAAAUUAUUGUCAGCGAGUUUCGGAAUAAUGUCUAUGAUGUUAGCCAGAGAGCCACCUUUCAUCCCAACCAUCCAACUGUGUUGACUGCUUUGGAAAUCGACCAUCCCGUGGUGGCAAAUUGCCUGAUUGAUAUGAGAGGCAUCGAGACAAUAUUAAUUAUUAAGGAUAAGACUGAAGCAAGAGAAAUAAUGCAGAAAAGGGUCCCCCCUAGAAACUGCCGCGAGGCCUUUACAGGUGAAGGCGACCAGGUUUAUACAAACCGUUACUAUUCAUCGGACAUUCGCAGGGCCGCUCUCUUAAGUCGUGAUGUUGAAGCAGAAAUAAGUCAUUUGGAGGAAGAGCUCAGAAACUUUGGAGGCCCGAUGGCUAUUUUGCAGCAGUCUGUGCAUUCUGUAGAUAAAGACAUCAAGGAAAAUGAAGACAAUCUGCGCAAGUAUUAUAACUCAAAAAAACAAAUACAGACAGAGCUUCGAACAUUGUCUGAACAAAUAGCAGAACUGGAGAAUGUGGAAGAGCAGGCUUCUACAGACAUUGCUACUCUGGAAAAAGAAGCAGCAGAAAACACAGAAAUCAUAGAACUUGUUAGAAAAGAGGUGGAACUGGCAAAUGAGAACAUGGGGUGCUUGAAAUUACUUCUAACAAUGACAGAGAGUAAUUAUGAGGAAAUAAAGAGGAAAAUCAUCUCAGUGUCAGAGGUGGCUGAACCGGUAAAGGAAGACCUUCACAGAAUUGACCAAGAAGUGGAGAACUGUAAGCGCCAUAAGAAGCACUAUGAGGACAAACUGAAGGAGCACUUAGACCACAUCCAAAAGCGAAAGGAAGAAGUAGCAGGGAAAGAACAAGAGUUGGAGGUGAAAAUUUCCCAGGCCAAAUGUAUCUGCCCAGAGCGAAUAGAAGUCAGUAGAACUGCUAGAAGCUUAGACACCGAAAUUAAUCGGUUAAGGGAAAAAAUCAACUCUGAAGAAGUUCUCCACGGAAACAGAGAGGAAAUAAUAAAGCAAUACUAUGAAGCAAAAGAAAGGUAUCAAGAUGCAGCAAGAAAAAUUAAGCACCUGAAGAGGUUUAUUACAUUGCUAGAUACAAUUAUGGAACAAAGACACGAGUGUUUUCAAAAGUUUCGGAGGAGCCUGACUCUCCGGUGCAAGUGUUACUUUAUCUGGUUGCUGUCACAGAGGGCCUACUCUGGCAAGAUCAGCUUUGACCAUAAGAAUGAGACUCUGUCAAUAACUGUCCAACCAGGAGAUGGGAACAAAGCAGAACUGAGUGAUAUGAGAUGUCUUUCUGGUGGAGAGCGAUCAUUCUCCACUGUGUGCUUUAUCCUCUCUCUCUGGUCUAUAGCAGAGUCACCAUUCAGGUGCUUGGAUGAGUUUGAUGUCUACAUGGACAUGGUAAACAGAAGGAUAUCAAUGGAUAUGAUGCUCAAAGUAGCAGCUUUACAGAGGUUUCGGCAGUUUAUUUUUCUAACGCCACAGAAUAUGAGCUCCUUACCUUCUAGCAGCAUCAUCAGAAUUCUUCGAAUGAAAGAUCCUGAAAGGGGGCAAACAACGCUGCCUUUCCAGCCAUUAAAUCAAGAGACAGAAGAUGAGGAAUAAUUCAAUCCUCCUCCAGUAGUUCUACAUUUUAUACAUGGGAUUUUAUAUUGAUUGUUUGUAACUUUAUAUUUACCCAUUUACCUACUGUAUAUAAAUAAUGUUAUGUAAUUACCAACACCAGGUGGAACACUUAAGUUUGUAUAGUUUAAUCCUAUCAGAUGUACCAGGGAUCGUUACCUGCUGAUUGGUUGUUCAGGGUUACUAGAUCUUGAGCAAUCAUCUGUGUUAAAUAAUAACACCCUAAGGAUUAACAUAAUAAAAGGUUCAAAGUUUAGGUCUAGUCAUCUCUAGCAACCAAUCUAGUAACUUUUAGGGCAGUGGCACACGGGGAGAUUCCUCUCAAGGCAACUUCGGGCGACUUCCGGAAAUCAUAGCAACGCAUAUGCCAUCCCACCGGCGAUUUACAUUCUUGCUGGUGGGAUGGCAUUGCGGGGAGAUUAGCCGCCUGCGACAACUAAAAUUUGUCGCUGGGCAACUAAUCUACCCAUCUGUCACUGCGGUACCUGUUGGACAGUAAACAUCUUAUUGGUUGUUAUGAGUUACUGCUCCUGCCCAAACUUUUGGGGUUAUGUAAUA
Messenger RNA from Xenopus tropicalis (tropical clawed frog), 3945 nucleotides. It is a transcript of the gene smc6.2, whose product is annotated as structural maintenance of chromosomes protein 6 gene 2. Gene Ontology annotation, cellular component: chromosome; nucleus. NCBI's taxonomy places the organism in Eukaryota, Metazoa, Chordata, Amphibia, Anura, Pipidae. Gene Ontology annotation, molecular function: ATP binding. The transcript is spliced from 26 exons. Bases 1 to 3369 code for a protein of 1122 amino acids. The record is from RefSeq and is a predicted model, not a curated record. Gene Ontology annotation, biological process: chromosome organization.